Messenger RNA from Rotaria socialis, 1746 nucleotides. The record is from the annotation of a GenBank genome assembly. NCBI's taxonomy places the organism in Eukaryota, Metazoa, Rotifera, Eurotatoria, Philodinida, Philodinidae.
AUGAAUCUCGAACAUCUCGUUAACGAACUACUAUUAGACAUCUUCGAAUAUCUAAAGAGUGUUCAUUUACUCCAAGCUUUUUCUCAUCUCAAUUCUCGCUUUAAUAAUCUUGUCGUUAUCCAUUUUCGAACUCAUGGUCUUGAUUUGCAAUCAAUAUCCAAGCACGAUUUCGAUACUAUUUGCCAACAAAAUCUUCCUUUGAUUGCUGAUCGUAUUAGUGGGCUUCGUCUUUCCGAUGACGACGACACGCCUAAUCAAAUUGAUCUCUUUCUCUCUCAUUCUUUUAUUGUUAAUCGAUUCGUUCAAUUAAAAUCACUAUCGCUCUAUCAUAUAUCCUCGAAUGAAAUCAUGAAAAAAGUCGUCUUACAAAUUCGUCAUCAUCCUCUUACUCAUUUCAGCUUGAUCAAUUGUCAUUUGACGUUUCAUCAAAAGACAUUACGUGAUGUUCUCAAUCGUAUUUGGCAUUUACCAAAACUUACACAUUGUCAUCUCGACUUGCAUUUCCGAUCGACAUCUGAAUUUUCUAUUCCAACGAUUCGAUCAAAAUCGAUUGAACAUUUAUGUAUUGAAAAUAUUUCGUUGAAUUCUAAUCAAUUAAGUCGAUUAUUUCGAUGCACACCAAAUCUUCAACAUUUGACUGCUUCUAUCAACAAGUUAUCUAACAAUACGCAAUUUCCAUAUGUAAUCCAAUCAAUAACUUCAUUAAAGCUCGCCGUCGAUCAUCUUACUCAAGGAACGAUUAAUCUACUGAAAAAAAUGCCCAAUUUAACUGUUUUAACUCUUCAAACUGGAAAACAUAAUAUGAAUGGUCAUCGAUGGAAACAAUUUAUUGUUGAUUAUAUGCCGAAAUUGAAAACAUUCCGAUUUUUGAUGUUUUUUUAUGUUAAUAAUGAAGAAGAAAUAGAAGAAAUUCUAGAUUCGUAUCGAACUCCAUUUUGGCUUAUCGAUCACCAGUGGUUUACUCGAUGUCAUUGGGAAUUAGACAAUAACAAGAUCUUGAUUUAUUUUUAUACUUUACCAUACGCCUUCUCGUUUUAUUCGUACAUUUUUAAAAGCUCCAAUGUUCGCACUAAAUCAACAUGCCCUCGUGACGAUGACUAUUGGUCUUAUAAUCGUGUGACUACAUUGAUUCAGCAUUAUUCGACAUUACAUGAUUUGUUUCUAUCUCAUAUUCGCUUUCAUAACAUCCGGCAUCUUGAAAUGAAUUUACCUGUUUCUGAUCAAUUUUUGUCCGUUCUUUCUCGACUCGAUCAAUUGACUUCUCUCAGUGUAUCAAGUGACGCUGACAUUGAUGAUGAUAUUGUCCUAUCUCAAUUGCAAACAUUGAUCAAUCGAGCACCUCGUCUUUACUCGUUGACUAUUGCUGACUGGCGCUCAUCGAUCAUUCAACAUCUACCAUUGUAUCUUACCAGUAAUUCAAUUCGUCGACUCGAUUUGCAAAGUCAUCAUUAUCUAAAACGUGAUCGCUGUUUCAACAGUGAACAAUGUGUGGCAUUUCUUCGUUCACCAUUGGCCAAGCAAUGUGAAGUUCUGCAGAUUGUCGUCGAUAAUCGAUUGAAUAUAGAUAAUCUUAUCAAUGGAAUGGCCAAUAUUCAAGCGUUAAAGGUUGUGUUACAACUUGGUCAAUGGGACAAUCAUUUUCCUAGCCAAGAAGAAUUUAUUACAUGGAUGGUAUCUGGUUAUUCACGUACUUUCACAGAGAACUUGACUGGCACUGAAACGAUUCGAUUAUGGAUUCAUAAAUAA